Acanthochromis polyacanthus (spiny chromis) is the source of this 1660-nucleotide messenger RNA. Its product is annotated as extracellular calcium-sensing receptor-like. The transcript is spliced from 5 exons. Gene Ontology annotation, molecular function: G protein-coupled receptor activity. The record is from RefSeq and is a predicted model, not a curated record. Gene Ontology annotation, biological process: G protein-coupled receptor signaling pathway. NCBI's taxonomy places the organism in Eukaryota, Metazoa, Chordata, Actinopteri, Pomacentridae. Gene Ontology annotation, cellular component: membrane. The coding region runs from base 26 to 1660 and encodes 544 amino acids.
CUUCAGCUCUCGUGCUUUGCGCUGGAUGCAGACCAUGACUUUUGCAAUCAAAGAGAUCAACCAGCGCAGUGAUCUCCUGCCUCAGAUAAAGCUGGGUUUCCACAUCCGUGACAGCUGUGAUGACAUACCUGUAUCUCUGAGAGCAUCUUUGCUGUUGGUGAACGGCCAGCCAGAGAGUGUGAAUGGAGUUGAAAGUCUGGGAAAACACAACGGUUGUGCUGCCAUAAAUAGGACUGUGUCCUCCAUAAUCAUAGGAGAUGCUGCAUCUGGAGUGUCUAUGGCUCUGCUGCGAAGUCUGGGUUCUUUCCACAUCCCACUUGUGAGCUAUUUUGCAUCCUGCAGCUGUCUGAGCAACCAAAGGGAAUUCCCCACCUUCAUGCGCACCAUGCCCAGUGACACCUUCCAGAUCAGGGCUCUGGCUCGGCUGGUCAGCUACUUCAGCUGGACGUGGGUCGGAGUUAUCGGUGUGGAAUCUGAUUACGCCCGUUUUGCCAUCCAGCUCUUCCUGCAGGAGUCAGUGCAGUAUGGUGUCUGUGCUGCCUACACUUAUUUCUACCCUGUAGUGCUCAGUCAACAUGCUCUAGAUGAGCUCAUGGACGUUAUUCAGUGUGUUUCUGAGUGGCUGCACUUUGCCUCUCAGGCUUUCCGGUCUGUAUGCAGCGACAGUUGUCCUCCAGGUUCUCGCAUCGUCAGGAGAAAAGGGGAACCCAUCUGCUGUUUUGACUGCGUCCCAUGUGCUGAGGGAGAAGUUAGUUCAGAUUCUUUCGAGUGCUUGCGCUGCUCAGAGGACACAUGGCCCAACAAUGCCAGAAAUCUCUGCAUCCCAAAAACUAUCGAGUACCUAUCCUACCAUGAGUUCAUGGGGAUUCUGCUGUGUGUUGCAUCUCUCCUCGGUGCUUGUCUUUCCAUUUCCAUCAUUGCCACAUUCUACACAUAUAAAGACACACCACUGGUUCGGGCCAACAACAUGGAGUUGAGCUUCCUGCUCUUGGUGUUCCUUGUCGUCUGUUUCCUCGUUGGCCUGUUGUUCAUUGGGAGGCCGUCAGACUGGCUUUGCCGCAUCAGGUACCCAGCAUUUGGGAUCAGUUUUGCCCUCUGCAUUUCCUGCCUGCUGGCCAAGACAGCGGUGGUCCUAAUGGCUUUUCGGGCCACACUGCCAGGAAGUAAUGUCAUGAAGUGGUUUGGAGCCAAGCAGCAGAGAGCCAGUGUGCUUUUAGGAACCGCUAUCCAGGUACUAAUCUGCCUUAUCUGGCUGCUCACCAGUCCACCUCAAGCCACCGGUAACACACAUUACCACAGUGCCACCAUCAUUAUUGAGUGUGUUACUGGUUCAGAGGUUGGUUUCUGGUGUGUUCUUGGAUACAUCGGCAUUCUAGCCUGCAUGUGCUUUGUAAUGGCUUUUCUGGCUCGAAAGCUGCCUGAUAAUUUUAAUGAGGCGAAGUUCAUCACCUUCAGCAUGCUGAUAUUCUUUGCAGUGUGGGUUACUUUUAUCCCAGUUUAUGUGAGCACAGCUGGGAAAUAUACCGUGGCUGUUCAUAUUUUUGCUAUUUUGGCCUCGGCCUUUGGACUUCUUUUUUGCAUUUUUGCUCCAAAGUGCUACAUCCUAAUGCUGAAACCAGAAAAGAACAGCAAGAAACAUAUUAUGCAAAGGGGAAAAUGA